AUGGAAUCCAAUCGAUUGCGAGACCGUUUUAGGUCUUUGCGGAAUGAUUUCCUCGACUCGCUCUCGGGCUUGGAUCGCCCACACAAAUUGGGCGAUAUCCGCGCCUUGGAUAAUACACUCGCUAUGCUAGAGACUACAAUUGAAGUUUUCCCUCCGCUAAAGGCAGCAAUUGGCGGAUUACGAGAUGUUAUUCGAAAUACUGUGAUAUCGAAGCAGAACCUGCGCGAGUACAAACAAAUCGCGUCGGAGCUACAGUCACAUAUGGACACCUUGCUAGGAUGUGUCCGUCGGACAAACCCUACUUGGAUGGCUCACUCGAUAGUUAAAAUCUCACGGCAAGUAACCCCAAGCCUGAGCAACAAAAUGAUGUUAACCGAUGUGAGUAGCGCUAUUGAAGAAGAAACACAAUCCAUCAAAACACAACAAGGUAGAAGUGGAACAAGCAGGAUCGCAAACGCAUUGGGUGAUGAAGAUCGAAUACUGCAAAGUUACCGCAGAGUCGAGUCACUCUUUCGUCAACUUCAGAUCGACAUAUCUCUGAGUACAUGGAGCUCCGUACAUGAACAUCAUAUGACAUCGCUACUCGAUAAACUCCUACCUGCAUCCAGCGCCUGGUACGAUGCUGCGCUUUCUGCAGAAGCCUACCGUGGCGGCUUCGAUACCUUCAAGUUAUACUGGAUGAGUGGCAUGCCAGGUACCGGCAAGACUACCAUUACAUACACCCUUUGUCACAUGCUCGAGUCCACCAAGCAGCUCGGGGCCUGUUUCUUUUGCUCUCGGGUUUCUCCCGACUGUCGUGACGGCAAUCGAGUAUUUCCAACGAUCGCAUACCAGCUAGCGGAGUUCUCAAACCCGUACCGAAACAAAGUAUGCGAGGUGCUGAGCGCGACGCAUAAUAUUGCGCAGAGGAACAUCAAUGUACAAUUUGAGAAUCUGAUACUGAAGCCACUCAUAUCCGUCAAGGACGCCUUACCCGCUGACGUUAUAGUUGUGAUUGACGCUCUGGAUGAAUGCUCCAGUGGAGAGCAGAUUUUGUCCUUACUCGUCAAGAACGCUUCAAAACUGCCAAUCAAAUUCAUCGUGGCCAGUCGCCCCGAGCCAAAUAUUACGCAGCAAAUGGAGAAGCUUUGGUCUAUCCCAGUCCACCAAGCCGUUUACCUACAUGAGAUCGAGAAGUCCCUCGUACAAGCAGAUAUCACUAUCUAUCUCCAGCAAGCUCUCGAAGAAUUGGAUAUUCCUCCGGAUUCACAAGACAUAGAACGCCUCUCUGCUUAUGCGGGGAAUUUAUUUAUCAUUGCGGCUACGAUGGUUCGGUAUAUCCGUGGACACGGCCCUGUAAUUUCUGCCUACCGCUGUCGUCAGCGCUUGGAAACAACCCUAGCUAUGGUCAAAUCAGGCACCAGGGAUGCAGAGCAAGACGGGACAACCGACGCCCUUUACACAAGUAUCCUGGAGCAUGUACUAGAACAAGGAGGAUUGGCCAAAGACGAAGCGGCAGAAAUAUACCAAGUAUUAUGGGCUACACUUUGUAUGCGCGAGCCGGUAUCAAUCGAGACCCUAUCAAAGGUACUUGGCAUGAAUUCGCCCAUUGUAACGGACGCAGUCAACCGACUUCAAUUGUUCUAUGCCUGUCGCUUUUGGGCAGAUCAUUUACAAGAGGUUCCCAUCUCCAAAGGAGUGGUGGACGCCGUAAAAAGAUUCCUUUACGAGCACUUGCUAUUUUGGAUCGAGCUCGUCAACCUCAAGGGUUGGGUGUCUAAUGCUUCGGGCGCAGUGCAGCAGGGGAUAAAUUGGCUCACGUACAACACUGCCACUUAUACUAACAUGGGCAUUGAACCUAACUUGGCUGACCUGCAAACGGCAAUUCGUGAUGCUCAGAACUUCGUCAUAUCCUUCUCCGCCAGCCCAGUCUCUCAGAGCACACCACACCUGUAUCUCUCUUUACUUCCGGCUUCGUCCAAGCACAGCGAAUUACUUUUCCAUCAUCGCAGAAGGUUCCACGGACUUCCAGGUUCGGUAGCAGCCCAUGCGUUGGAUUCAAGAGGCGAAACUGGCGCACUUGCUGUUUGGACAGUCGGAUACAAUGUAUUGCGCAUGGCAGUAUCUUCUGAUGGUACACGCCUUGCAUCAUCAGGUUAUGGUGGCAUUAUUCAGGUCUGGGAUAUAAGGCUCGGAGAGCUUGCCUCAGGGUCCAGCAAUGGAACUAUAUGCAUAUGGGAUGUUGCCGGCGGGGGUGCUUUGAUAAGCACCAUCCACGAGCACACGGAUCAAAUCAAUCGAUUGUUCUUCUCUCCCAUCAACAAACUCUUAGCAUCCGCUUCGAACGAUGGUUCUAUCUGUCUGUGGAACUUGCAUGAAGGGGAACAACCAAGUUUACACCUGCGAUUCUAUGGCAAUGACUACUGGGAUAUCUCGUUUUCUACAGAUGGCUUGCAGCUCGCAUCGGGUGGUCCAAUUGCCUUAUCUACAUACGAAGCACCAAGACCGGUAGUUUAUUGGUCGGUCCACUAG
Molecule: messenger RNA, 2511 nt
Organism: Rhizoctonia solani
Lineage: Eukaryota; Fungi; Basidiomycota; Agaricomycetes; Cantharellales; Ceratobasidiaceae
Product: peptidase C14
Exons: 8
Coding region: 1-2511 (836 amino acids)
Molecular function (GO): protein binding
Source: RefSeq, a predicted model, not a curated record